AAAUAAAUCCUUCUUUCUUACCGUCUUUGCCUUUCAUUCUUGAUUUCCCGCCCCGUAUUAGACCUCUAAUGAAGAAAAUUCAAAUAAACUCCAAUAUGGCCUCAACUUUAUUUAGUCUACUAUUUCAUUUCGCAAGGCAGCCAUAAGAAAAUAUUUUGGUCCGGAGUAAAUUCUAGCGUCGUAUUCUCAGCAGUACGUAAGAUUUCCGUCUGCCAAUAAAUAUAGGGGGGAGAGUGCCGGCUUCACAGGUUUCCGGUAGCUUCUUGCAUAUGUUUCCGCCGCUUUUUUUUUUCCUCUCUAAAACCCUCCUUCUACUAAGGUUUCCGCCCGCGUGCCAUCGACGACCGCGGCCACUUCCGCCCGGCCUUGCUCGCCUUCUCACCAUGGGUCCCUCUCGGCUUCGCUGCCGGGUUUUUUCGUUCCUCCUUUCAGCUGCUGCCUCACCUCACUCGCCAUGCCCGGCUCUUCGGUGUCACGGCGCGGUCCGGCCGCUGCAGCGUCUCCGGCUCCCCAAAUCUCGGUCUUCCCUUCGCCGCAGGAGCUGGGUUCGGCGCUGGCCCAGCUAGUAGCGCAGCGGGAAGCUCAAUCCGGACCGGGUGGGCGCUUCUCCCUGGGCCUGUCAGGUGGAAGCCUAGUGCGGAUCUUGGCUCAGGAGCUGCCCGCGGCCGCUGCCUGCCCUGCUCGGUGGCUCCUGGCUUUCGUGGACGAGCGGCGGGUCCCGCUGAACGACCCCGAGAGCAACUUCGGUGCCUACAAGACAUACCUCCUUUCUAAAAUUGCUAUACCUGAUGACCAAAUAGUUGUUAUCAAUCCUUCACUACCAGUAGAAGAGGCAGCGGCAGAUUAUGCUGAAAAGCUGAAAAAGGCCUUCCAGGGUGAAGAUAUGCCUGUAUUUGACCUUUUGAUCUUAGGAGUAGGACCAGAUGGACACACCUGCUCUCUUUUUCCAGAUCAUCCCCUACUACAGGAGCGGGAGAAGAUUGUGGCUGCCAUUAGUGAUUCCCCAAAGGCCCCCUCAGAGCGGAUCACACUGACUUUGCCUGUGCUGAAUGCUGCGAGGAGUGUGGUGUUCGUUGCCACAGGGGACAACAAGGCUGCAGUGAUAAAGCGUAUUUUGGAAGGCAACGAGGAAAACCCACUGCCGGCUGCCCUUGUCCAGCCACAUACUGGGAAGCUUUACUGGUUCCUGGAUGAGCCAGCUGCAAAGGAGUUGACCAUUCCCUUUGAGAAGCAUUCCAUCUUGUAGGAGCUUCAUGUCUUGCAGCCUUCCGGGUUGGGAGAGGUUCACCAAGUACGGGGUGUGGGUAGAGCCCCACCCUCUAACAUUCCAGGUCACGGUCUCCACGUCUGGUCGUAGCGCUCAGGAGCAGCACUAAACUAACACUGUCUUUUCUUUUUUCUUUUUUUCUUCCUUUACUUCCCCCCUUCCCUAAUUUUUUUUUUUUUUUUACAUUUUAAGAAGUGUAAGUUUGUGGAGCACGGUGUAACAAAUAUGAUUAUUGCUUAACUAGGACAAAGUGUGACAUGGGAAAUGCUUGGGUCCAGCUACUAGGUAUCAAGAGAGUUGGUUACAGUCUUUAUCAUGUGAAUGGUCUAAUGUGGUGUAAAAUGGAUGCACAAUUAAAGGUGUAAAUUAAAGUCACUCAGUGCUGGCACAA
Messenger RNA from Pseudonaja textilis, 1658 nucleotides. It is a transcript of the gene PGLS, whose product is annotated as 6-phosphogluconolactonase. The record is from RefSeq and is a predicted model, not a curated record. Lineage: Eukaryota; Metazoa; Chordata; Lepidosauria; Squamata; Elapidae. Gene Ontology annotation, biological process: pentose-phosphate shunt; carbohydrate metabolic process. Gene Ontology annotation, molecular function: 6-phosphogluconolactonase activity.